AAGAAUUUCUUGCGAAUGAACAGGGCUUCAUUUCAAGAGCUACUAGAACUUUUGGACCCUGUAAUCAGACGAAAUGAUACCAACAUGAGAGAAUGUAUAACAGCUGGGGAACGACUGGCAUUAACAUUAAGAUUUUUAGCUAUACAGGUAAGAGACAGUUACCAAUCCUUAGAAUAUCUGUACAUAGUUUCCAAGAACACAAUCAGUAAAAUUAUUCCAGAGACGUGCAGGGCCAUAUAUGAUGUUCUACAAACACAGUAUUUGAGGGUAUGUAAAACAGUGAUCAUAUCAUUUCUAUAA
Messenger RNA from Lottia gigantea (owl limpet), 300 nucleotides. RefSeq lists its product as hypothetical. The transcript is spliced from 2 exons. The record is from RefSeq and is a predicted model, not a curated record. The annotation marks the transcript as partial. NCBI's taxonomy places the organism in Eukaryota, Metazoa, Mollusca, Gastropoda, Lottiidae.